Messenger RNA from Neltuma alba, 742 nucleotides. RefSeq lists its product as uncharacterized. The coding region runs from base 57 to 482 and encodes 141 amino acids. Lineage: Eukaryota; Viridiplantae; Streptophyta; Magnoliopsida; Fabales; Fabaceae. The record is from RefSeq and is a predicted model, not a curated record. The transcript has a single exon.
CAGUUCAGUUCAACAGUUCCUACUCCGAUAAGGGUUUAGCGAAGCCAGAGACGAAAAUGGGGGAGCCGCAGAAAACCAAAAAUGUUACCUCAUCGAAACGUAAAGCACCUUCAAAGAAGAAGCCGCCGACGCCACAAGAGCUGAUAGCUCACUACGAAUCGCAAGGCCUCGACUCCAACGCCGCCGCCGCGAAGGUCAUCGACGAUCUUCAGAGGGCGUUGUUCGGAGUCAUAUCCUCCGGCCGCGGCAAAAAGGACAGACUAUUGGCCGAUUCUUCCCGAAAGAUUGAUGCUCUCAACAGCCGCCUCACCAUCCUCGACCUUAAGCUCGACUCCAAGCCUGGAUAUCCCGAAACCUUCGCCAUCGGAAUCGCUUCCGGCGCCGCUAUUAAUGGAAUCGGAGCUGUAAUGCCUCAAAUUCUUGGAAGUCUUAGUCAAAUCUGGAAAUCUGUUGCCUCUGUUACCGAUUCUUCUUCUUCUUGAUUCUCCAUCCUGCCAGACAUGUUUAACAUAUUCAUCAAUAAUGAACAAAGGUAGCUCCCCCACCUUCUCAGCCUCUGUUUUCUUUGUCAGGUUCUAAUUCCAGAUUCCAUUAUUCUUAAGUAGAAACUAGUAUGAAAAUUGUACUUCAUCCUCAAAACUCAAGAUGUUAGGGGUUAGAAUUCAGAGAUUAAAAUAGAGUUUAUGGAUUAAUCUGGUUUAUGAUAUAUUUUUUUCCAGAAAAAAAGUUAAAUUUCGUUGUG